AUGCCUUUGUAUGCUGACAUUGGCCUGGGGAAGUUUCUUACCAAUGGACUCAGCAGUAUAUUUUGUCAGUCGUGGAUCAUUCUGCUGAUCAGCGAUGGCAGUGUGGUGUUCGCCGAGGCCCUGUGGGAUCAUGUGACCAUGGACGAUCAGGAGCUGGGCUUUAAGGCGGGCGAUGUCAUUGAGGUGGUGGACGCCACAAACAAGGAGUGGUGGUGGGGGCGCAUCCAGGACAGUGAGGGCUGGUUCCCUGCCAGCUUUGUGCGGUUACGAGUGAACCAGGACGAGUCCAUGGAUGAGUUCCUGUUCCAGCUGGGGGAGGGGGACAUGGGCCAAGACCACUCCUCCCAGCUCAGCCUGUGUCUGGGGCCCAGUCUGCCCUGCAAAGAACAGAUGAGGUCCAACGUCAUCAACGAGAUCUUGAGCACAGAGCGAGACUACAUCAAACACCUCAAGGACAUCUGCGAGGGCUACAUAAAGCAGUGCCGUAAGCGCACAGACAUGUUCUCUGAGGAGCAGCUCAGGACCAUUUUUGGGAACAUCGAGGAGAUCUACCGCUUCCAGAGGCACUUCCUCAAAGCCCUGGAGAAGAUGUUCAAUAAAGAUCAGCCCCAUGCCAGUGAGCUGGGAGCCUGCUUCCUCCAGCACCAAACAGAGUUCCAGAUCUACUCAGAAUACUGUAACAACCACCCAAAUGCAUGCCUGCAGCUGUCCCACCUCAUGAAGCUCAACAAGUAUGUGUUCUUCUUCGAGGCUUGCCGUCUGUUGCAGCGCAUGAUUGACAUCUCUCUAGAUGGCUUCCUGCUCACUCCGGUCCAAAAGAUCUGCAAGUACCCUCUGCAGCUGGGGGAGCUGCUCAAGUACACCAACCCUCAGCACAAGGAUUACAGAGACGUUCAGGCUGCGCUGGACGCCAUGAAGAACGUUGCUCGUCUCAUCAAUGAGAAGAAGAGGCGUCUGGAGAACAUCGACAAGAUCGCCCAAUGGCAGAGCUCCAUCGAGGACUGGGAGGGUGAGGACAUAUUGAGCUGCAGCUCUGAGCUCAUCUUCUCUGGAGAACUCACCAAACUGUCCCCUCCUCAGACCAAAGGCCAGCAGAGAAUGUUCUUCCUCUUCGACCACCAGAUGGUUUUCUGUAAGAAGGACCUCCUUCGCAGAGACAUCCUGUACUAUAAGGGCCGGGUGGACAUGGACCAGAUGGAGGUUAUGGACGUGGAAGACGGACGGGACAAGGACUUUAACGUGAACAUGAAAAACGCUCUGAAACUGCGAGCGCGCUCUGGGGACCUGCUCUUCCUGCUGAGUGCCAAGAAACCAGAACAAAAAGCACGCUGGCUCAGGGCCUUCAGCGACGAGAGGAGGAGGGUGACCAGUGACAAAGAGACCGGUUUCACUCUGACCGAGAUCCAGAAGAAGCAGGCCAUGCUGAAUGCCAGUAAGAGCCCUCCCACAGGAAAACCCAAAGUGACCCGGCCGUACUAUGAGUUCCUGGUCCGGCAGAAGCACCCAUCCCUGCCCACAGCCCUGCCCCAGCAGCAAGUCUUCAUGCUGGCCGAGCCCAAGCGCAAGUCUGCCUCCACCUUCUGGCACAACAUUGGGCGUCUCACCCCCUUCAAAAAAGGGCAAGACCCAGGGCAAAGAGUGUGCACGCGGGCGCCUGAUCCGAGUCUGUUUGCCGUCUGGAGGGACACACCAGUGCGCAGCACGCAACCUGGACCAGACGGGAAGAAGCAGGCAAAGUGGGACACCAAAAUGAAACAACAGAAAACCAGCAGAAAGCAAAACACCAGAGGGGUCAGUGCCAAUGACUCUGCAUACAUGUCAGUGCCACUGCAGAGCUCUGAGGACACCACUGAGGUGAGCAACUGCGCACGGUCCCGGCUUGAAAGGCCAAGGGAUGGCGCAUGGAGCAGGCUACCUGCUGGCGUGGCCAGUCCUGCAGCCAUGGGCGUCGGACUGGGGGGGUAA
This is a messenger RNA of Knipowitschia caucasica, 1965 nucleotides long. NCBI's taxonomy places the organism in Eukaryota, Metazoa, Chordata, Actinopteri, Gobiiformes, Gobiidae. The record is from the annotation of a GenBank genome assembly.